Eremomyces bilateralis CBS 781.70 is the source of this 1451-nucleotide messenger RNA. RefSeq lists its product as uncharacterized. The coding region runs from base 79 to 1209 and encodes 376 amino acids. Gene Ontology annotation, molecular function: zinc ion binding. Lineage: Eukaryota; Fungi; Ascomycota; Dothideomycetes; Eremomycetales; Eremomycetaceae. The record is from RefSeq and is a predicted model, not a curated record. The transcript has 2 exons.
UACGUCUACUCAAAACGGCCAUUUCUUUUUUCCAGAAAGUCAAUUCAGGCAUCUCUAUACCUUCCCGAAGAACAAAUUAUGAAUCGGAGUCGAGGAAGAGGACGUGGUGGGUAUCAAUUCAACCGAUUAAGACCGCGGGGUCAGUUCCAGAACGGAGUUUGGCAUUGCGACUGCGACCCUCGACUCCCCGCUGAAUACUUCCGAGUCCGCAAAGAAGGCCGCAACCAAGGCCGCUGGUUCUACACCUGCCAGCAGCCUGAAGGCGAGCGCUGCGGCUUCUUUCUAUGGGAGACCGAUGCGAAGCCUCGCGAGGCGCCCGCCAUCCUAGGCGAUUCACGAGAGCCGGCACCUGCUGCACCCAGCCCGCCGCGAGGGGAGACAAUGCGAAGUCCGCCACCCCCGUACCAGCCGGUGGAGCAAACCGGACCGGGUGUGGAAUCGGAACAUCCGGAGACCAACGAGCACUCGACCCCGUCGGUCUUCCGAUCGAAUGGAGAGGGUUCGAAUUGGAGACCGGAUCAGCGGGAUGAUGAUCGCCAUGCGGACGCCCGGAGCUAUUCACGAUCGAGGAAUGAGCGCGACGACACGACUUCUACGCAUCAUCAUAGUCCAUACGAGACCCCAACUGGAAAGCGCAAGUGGGAUGCCUACACGCGUGAUGAGGCUGGAGGUAAUGGAAUAGGACUAGAAACCCCCAUCACCGGCACCACUGGCGGUCGAUUUCGAGACGCAGAGGCCUCCUCAAGCCCAUCGAAACGCCUUUUUGUACCCGAUUCCUUUGACCUCGAAGAUGAUCUAUUCCCGCCCACCCCUAGCCCCGUCCGGACCCGAGGCGCAUCAGCCACCGCAAUUUCGGGUUCGGUGCACACCACGCCUUCGAAGCACGCCCAUCCUAGUAUCAUCGGAGAGCUGGACGGCAUCGUCAAAGACCUGUUCCACACCUUCCAAGAGAUCAACGCAGCACGAUAUGACGGCCCAAACUCGCCAUCUGCGGAACGAGUGAAGCGAUCCCUGAUGCCGUGGGCCAUGCGGAUGGAGGGGGUGAUCCGAGGUCGGGAGGUGUCUCGGCUAGCCGUGAAGGCGAAGGAUGCGAAGAUCGUGGAACUGUCGCAUCGGAUCACGACGCUCGAGGCGGAGCUGGAGACGGAGAAGGCGAUUGUGCAGCAGUUGAAGUGGGAAAGGGAUGCGUUGGAUUCUCAGCAGCAUUGAUAUUAGCGAAGCGAGUUUGGAUAUGGAAGCGAGAUACCCCUCGUGCCCCUCUUGCGUUGGUCACGAAUUGAUGAUCUAGUUUAGUGAAUGAUUACGACACAUUUCGAAUUUGGUUCGAGAGUUGGGUUACAAAUUGUUCGAAGAGAAGUGUCGCGCCAUCAUAGGUAGAUGUUAGGAUGCGAGUCCGGGUUGCUCGAGUACUGGAAGAACCGCCACUAGCAGUAGCACCUGUCACAUGUGAG